AUGAUUGCUAGGCGUGGAUUUAAGCAAAUAAACAUAUCCAAUUCUGUUAGAUGUUACGCUACCAGACAAAGUUCAGCUACCACGGGUGAUGAACCAGAUCCUCAAUUAGGUGGUUACCCACAAUUUGUACCACAGAAAGCACAAGAGAAGAACCCAUACAACAAGUACUGGGAUCAACAAGGCAGAACCAACUUUGGUGAUUUGCUACAUGAAGAUGAGGAUGUCCUUGGAGUGCACGCACCAGAUGUACAUCAAUACUCUUACGCGGAAUCUGCAAAGAGUAUUCUUUACACUAUAAUUGCUUUCUCUGCAUUUGGUUAUUUGGCCAGCGCAAUGGUACCACAGCGUAACGUUGCACCAAGAGAUUAUCCUAGAGAUGGACUUAAGGAUGAGUUAAGUGGUGUUGAUGAGAAUAAGGCCAGAGAGUACACACCACUUGAAGAAUAA
This is a messenger RNA of Wallemia ichthyophaga EXF-994, 447 nucleotides long. RefSeq lists its product as uncharacterized. Lineage: Eukaryota; Fungi; Basidiomycota; Wallemiomycetes; Wallemiales; Wallemiaceae. Gene Ontology annotation, cellular component: mitochondrion. The record is from RefSeq and is a predicted model, not a curated record. Bases 1 to 447 code for a protein of 148 amino acids. The transcript has 4 exons.